CGUUACCCAGCCGGAGCCUAGCAAUUAUCGCUUACUCCCGGGUUACAUGAUUCCUCGGAUCCAGUUAGCCGAUCCAAAGAGUUGCAUAAGUGGUGGGGUGGGGCGGAUUUUUGGCAGCUCUGCCCCCUUCUGACACCCAAGAGGAGAGAUAUAAAGCUAGGUGCCUCCGAGCACCCGGGAUCUUCCUCUGUCCAGCUGGGUCUCUAUCGGUACGUGAGGUGCAAAAGGGGAGAGCCGCAAACAUGGAAGCCAGACCGCACCAUCUUCUGAUGGUCCUGCUCUGUGCGUUCUGCGUUCAGGCUGAUGUCGACGUACAGCCGGAUUUUGAUCUUGAGAAGUUUACAGGGAUGUGGCACAUUAUGGCAGGGGUGUCAAAUUGCCCCAUAUUCCAGAGCAUGAGGGACGUGAUGAAGACAUCUGCUGCAAAAGUUGAAGCCCAUCCAAAUGGCGACAUGACAGUAUUGACCGGCUACCCCUUCCCUGACGAAUGCCAGAAGGUGGAGAUGUUCUUUAAGAAGACAGAUCAGCCUGGACACUUCACAAAUGUGGAUACACAGCCGGGCCCCAAAGUUAAAACAGUCAAGAGAGACAUGCGGGUGAUUUCCACGGACUACCACCACUACGCCUUCCUCUACACCUUCAAGGAGGUCGAAGGGGAGCCCAGCAGUGCCACAUUCCAGCUCUACACCAGAGCUCCAGAACUGACUGAUGAACUGAUAGAGAGUUUCAAGGCACAUUACCACAAAGUGGGGCUGACUGAUGACCUGAUGGUAAAACUGCCCAAAUCUGAUGUGUGCUUCAAGCUUCUCAGUGCCUGAAGUGGUCCUGAUUCACCAGCAGCCGAAGCGCUCUCUCUUCCCCACUGCAGG
Molecule: messenger RNA, 869 nt
Organism: Elgaria multicarinata webbii
Lineage: Eukaryota; Metazoa; Chordata; Lepidosauria; Squamata; Anguidae
Gene: LCNL1
Product: lipocalin like 1
Exons: 7
Coding region: 243-818 (191 amino acids)
Molecular function (GO): small molecule binding
Source: RefSeq, a predicted model, not a curated record